ACAGGAGUCAAGUGUAAAUUAGUAUUUUAAGUUAUUUGGCUUGUGUAUUUAUGACUUUUGUGGUUUCCCAACUCAAGUAUUCGAGUCAACACGGAAUUCUUUUUUUAUGUACUUUUCUAUAUUAAGCGUUGUUUUUUAUUUAAUUUUGAAAAAAAAAACUACCAAUCAAAACCCCAGGGGUAGCUUUAAAAAAUCCUUAACACGUAGUUGCCGACUAAUUCAUUUAAAUUAGGAAUUUUGAACAAAAGAAGAUGCGUAAUUCAUAAAAAAUUAUUACGUACAUCAGUUUAAUGGCCAUUAAUUGAUAGUGAAUACAUAUUUAUAUAUACAGGUAAGCUUCGUCUAUAUUUAUAGGUCAUCACCUAGUGUUGAAAACAUACGCGGCCGCAGCGUAUACUUCAAAAUAUACUGCGUGUCAGCAAUCUAUGGUGUUUUGAUGUCAACGUAACUUAUUUUCAUUGGUUGUUAUCGUUGUUACCAUAGAUAAUAGAUACACAAAGGGUUGUUACUGUUGGCGACAGCAGACACAAAAUUCAACAAUAAUUUAUCUUGUUUAUGAUAAUCUAUGCACAAAUCAUAGGCACAAAUACCCAAACACAGCAUCGCAGCUGAUUGUAAGUUGCGCCUCUGUCACAAUUGCUUUGUAAUUAGUUAAAUAAAAUGUGUGAAAAUGGACUGAGAAAACUUUUAAAUUUGCACGAUAAUGAUGUUUUAACUAUUACUGCAUUUAAUAGUAUAUCAGAUUUCGAUAUAUGCGUAAGAACAGAUCUAAAUAGAGUAGCAAAGGAAGCAGACAGCAGUGAACAAUGUAAUACCUGGAUCAAACAAUUUAGUGCUGUUACCAAAACCAAAUGGAUAAUAAGAAAUUCUGGGCCACAUUUAAAAACGAUGGUUUAUAGGAAACUAUUUGUUUGUCAUCGUUCCAAUUUUAACAAAAUAUGUAACAAUGAUAGAGGUCGUAGUCAUAUUCAAGUCAAAAGCAAAGGAUGUACUGCAUCUAUUGAUAUAAAAAUUAAGAAAAUUAAUAGGUAUACUAUUAGAAAUGAUAUUAAUUUGCAAAACGGUCUGUCUGCUGUAAUAAACAUUAAAUUUAACCACAACCAUUUACUCCAUAUUGCUGAGGUGUAUAAUUAUUUAAAUAUGACGGAAGAUAAAAGGAAAUCUUUUACUGCAUGCUUUAAUGAUGAAUUAAUUCCAAAUACAGCCGAAAUGAAAUUGACGAGUUUAUAUGACAAACCAGAAAAUGUUGCUAUACACCCAGCUAAUUCACAAGAAAAUCUUCAUGCGUGGGAUGUUAUUUCUUUAUAUGACGAAUGUAGUAGAAAACAAGCACCAAUAAAAACACCUGCGCAGUAUCAAGCAGAGUAUCGGCAGCGGUUAAAAAAUAAAGCCAAUGAAGUAUCGAAGAAACAGGCUUUAGUAGUGAAACAGUAUCCCCGUAUAUUAAAAUGUUCUCAGCUUCAUGCUUUCUUAUCACAAAAGGAGGACAAUGUUUCACAAAUAUCAAAAAAACACAAAUCGGACUAUGUACAAGAUGAGGUACAAGAAAAUAUUAUCACGAUUGAUGAUGAAAUGUCAAUGAGCAGUACUCAGCAACCAAUAAUGAGAGAAGAUGUACAUCCGCUUUUACUUCCGACUAUGAAAAAUGAAGAAGAGAACAUGUAUUCUCAAGCAGAAAUGAAACAAAAACUUAGAACCGCGGAUAGUCCGUUGUGGAAAGCAUGUAUAGAUACAGAAGUGGAAAUAGAUGUCAAACAAGAACUAAAAAAUGAUAUAGAUAUUGGACUGGAAAUGGAUGUAGUGGAGGAAAAUGAGCCUGUUAAUGAUGAGCAGAUGAUAACACAUCAGGAAUUAUUUAUUGCAACGCAAUUACCACCUAUCAUUGAACAAUCUUCUUUCGAAGAAAAUACUGUCGAUCCUUUACAAACUACUGAACCAAUAGUAAGAGAGUCACCAUCUUUCAAAUCACUUAUCUCAGUACGCGAUAUCCGUACUUUAACUAACAGUGUUCCAACACUUGUGCAGUCAAUGCCUCCGACAGUACCGUUGAAAUUAAGAAAAGUCCCUCGCAGUGAAGCAUUGUUGGCUGUUUUAAAAACCCCGUCUUCUUUAGUUCGAGCACCCCCAAGCGAGAUAAAACAGUAUGCUGUCAAAAAACCUCCACUGAAAAUUAUUAAGCCAAGCAUUGAUAGCGUACUUGUAAACAGUUGCCUAUUGAAAGCUAAACCCCUAAAUCAAAAUUUUGAGGGUUCAGAGGUUAGUGAUUCUAAUGAAAUAGGAAAACAGAUCCCAGUGAAAAUUGAUAACCAAGUUAAUAGAGAAAACGAAAACACACUACCACUCAUAACUUUACCUAGUACGUCCGAUGUAGAAAAACAAAGGCAAGAUGUAACGUACAGCAAUACAGAAGUGAUUGAGCUCGAUGAAACUGAUAUGCAAUCCGAACAUCAGCCAAAUAUUAUGCAUAAAGUGGGACAAGGCAUUACAGUGAUUAAAAAUUCUGAUAAAAUGAGUAUCGUGGACAGUGUAAGAAAAUCUGAACCGAUCUAUUUGAAGUGUAAAUCAUCACCUCUUGAACUAAUAUGCGUUCUUUGCGCUCUUUCCACUUCACCCACAUACAAUAUUCAACCAAUGGCGCCAUUCAUUAAAGAAAUCGUUGAUGUUAAUAUUUCUGAUCUAACUUUACCUCUUCGUGCAUGUGCACAAUGCAUAAAGGAUAUGAACGUGGCUCUAAGGCUUAGAAAUAGGGUUAGAAAAGCUUACAAAAAACUCAUCCAAAACACUCGUUCAGAAGAUAUCGAUGAUCCCGUUCCGAUGCAAAUACCUCCUGAAAAAGUUUUACGAACAUAUGCUAAAUCUAGUAAUCUUCAAAAAACCGAUGAGACUAAAUCGGUAGAGAACAUUUCUGUUGUUGAAAAUUCCACACCCUGUUUUCAGAGAGUACUUGUACCUUACCAACAGAACGAGAAGGAAAAUCACUCAAAUUCAACGGACAAAUUAAUUUCAUAUGAGAAUAUGCAGUCAGAAGUUAUUGAUAUCGACUUGAUAAGUGAUGAUGAAAAUAAAGGAAAACAAAACGAAAGAAAUACAAUGAAAAUCCCAAAUCUUGUCAUCAAAUCAAUAGUAAAUAAAGGAUCCCAAAUUGAACAAGAAAGAGAAAAUAAAGUGGAAAUACGCGAAUCUCAACUAAAGAACAGUCACAUUAAGAAAAUAAAUGAAAAUCAGUAUGAACCGCCUCUACAACAGAUAAUUGAUAGUGAAAAAGAAGAUUCGGAUGAUGAUUUAAAUACUAGUAAAAAACCAAAAAUAUGCUUUUGUAGAGCUAAUAUACCUCGUGAUAUAUUUCAAUUACCAGAUACUCAACUAAGACGCGAAUUUGCUAAGGAGAAAUACAUUACCUCACGAUGUUUACGAUGUUUCCAAUGGUUUCCCUGUGCGAAGCGUUUAAGAAAGCACGUUCGAAGGCGGUGCUCAUUGUAUGCUGCAGGACCUGAAAGAAAUUUCGUAGAUGGAAUCGAAACACGAACAUGUGACUUAUGUCAGUGCGUUUUUCGAUCUCAUAUUGACGUCUUGAUUCACAAGGACAGCAUUCACAACAGCAACAAUUGUCCCGACUGUCUAAUGAGGUUUAAAGACAGCUUUCAAGCAACGAAACAUACGAAUAUCCACAAGACUGAUGAUGCCACCGUAUGUCUAUAUUGUGCAAGAUUAGUGCCGAAUCGUAGCUAUAAAGUACAUAGGAUCACGCACGGCUGGGAUUGGUGGACAUGGCGCAGACGACGAUGCAAUAAGUGCAACGGGGAGGUUGUUAAAGAAGAGAUCUAUAUUUGUACCGUAUGUGGCAUGAAGUUUAGAACUCCCACAGCCUUGCAGAAGCACUCAUGGGGUCACAAAAAAAAAGAUUUUAUCUGCAAAAUAUGCACGAAGGUCUUUCUGACCAGGUCGACACUCAAACGACACUUGCGCACUCAUUCAACAGAUGAUCAAAAGAUUAAUCGAAAUGUUCAACAUGAAGGAAUUCAAUCUAAUACCAAACCGCAUAAGUGCGGAAUAUGCAAAGCAUCUUUCUUACGUAUGGCAAGUAAGAAGAGACAUAUGAAUGAAAAGCAUACCGCAAAACAAAUUAAUGUGAUGCAAGAGCAAACGACCAGGCAGUUAGUGGAAACGGUAAAAACCUUUAAAAAGGUCAUCAAAUGCGAGAUUUGCAAUAUGACUUUUAUCAACAAUAAAGUAAAAAGUAGACAUAUGACAGUUAGGCACAGCAACAACAUUAUUAAGGAAGAACAAGUUGAUGUAGAAGAGAAUGUUAUAAAUGCAGGAUGAAGUAUGGAAGAUCUAAUUGAUGAUAGUGUGUGAGGAAAAUCUGGGGAAGAUAACAUCAGUUUAUGGAGAGUAAGUGGAAGACUUCCAUUCGGUGGGGAAAUUGAAAUUGAAAAGAUGACGACACUGAUUUGGGUAAAAGUAAAAUAACAUGACGUUUCCUCUGUUUACCAGUUAUUACAACGAC
This is a messenger RNA of Agrilus planipennis (emerald ash borer), 4507 nucleotides long. RefSeq lists its product as uncharacterized. Gene Ontology annotation, cellular component: nucleus. Gene Ontology annotation, biological process: regulation of transcription by RNA polymerase II. Bases 661 to 4323 code for a protein of 1220 amino acids. Lineage: Eukaryota; Metazoa; Arthropoda; Insecta; Coleoptera; Buprestidae. The record is from RefSeq and is a predicted model, not a curated record. The transcript is spliced from 10 exons. Gene Ontology annotation, molecular function: zinc ion binding; RNA polymerase II cis-regulatory region sequence-specific DNA binding; DNA-binding transcription factor activity, RNA polymerase II-specific.